AUGUCGCGAAAUGGAUUGGCACGACUUAUCGGGACAGCCGGACGUGCUGGUGCGCAGAAGGCACCGCAUCGCGCCCGCGCACGACGCGGGGGGGAUUUCGGGUUCGACAACUUCAACCCAAGGAUGGGCGAUGCGACCGUCAGGUUCCUGGAAGACAGAGGCCGUGAGAGGAACGGCUGUUUCCGCCUGCUGUGGAAGCACUUCGGCCUGGCCGGCGGCUCGUACUUCCGCACGGAGGCGAUCCUGGACGCCUUCGACCCCGUCCACACAAAGCGCAUCGAUUGGAAAGGCAUGUAUCUCGAGGGGGGCGAAGAACUGUGA
Molecule: messenger RNA, 321 nt
Organism: Prorocentrum cordatum
Lineage: Eukaryota; Dinophyceae; Prorocentrales; Prorocentraceae
Source: the annotation of a GenBank genome assembly